Monomorium pharaonis (pharaoh ant) is the source of this 1299-nucleotide messenger RNA. RefSeq lists its product as uncharacterized. The record is from RefSeq and is a predicted model, not a curated record. Lineage: Eukaryota; Metazoa; Arthropoda; Insecta; Hymenoptera; Formicidae. The transcript is spliced from 2 exons. Bases 324 to 1094 code for a protein of 256 amino acids.
CACUCUUUUGGUUUAUAAUAUUGUUACGCCCGCGCUGCUGUACGAUUACUGAGAAGGCCGCGUGGCGUUCCUUGACGACGGGCUGCUAUUUACAAACAAGUGCCUUUGCGACUAGAUUCCGAGCUGUCAAACUGUUCGGACGUAUUUCUUGCAAUUCUAUCACUGUGUUCUUGUAUUUGUGUUACAUUAAAGAGCCGUGUGAGUUUUCAGUGGUGUUACAAUUUAUUUCAAUCGGGAGUGCGUGUAACAUUUUGGGGGCUCGUCCGGGAUCGGACGAGCGGAUAUCGGAACGAGCUUUAAGGAGAGAGAGGGAGAGAGUCCGGAUGGUUUCGAGGACCCCGACACGUCCGAGCCCGCGAGAUAUUUCCGUUGAGGAGGGAACCGAAAUGCCCACUACAAGGAAAAGGGCUCGAGAGCAGACUUCUGAAUCUACGAUGUCGGAGACGGCGGUACUGCAAGCCGUUCUCCAGGAGAUGCGUGCGAUACGUGAGGAGCAAGCACGAAGGGAAUCGGAAUUUGCAAUGUUGUUGCGGCAGAGAGAAGAAGAGCUUUCUCGUUUACGAAAUUUCCAGCUAAGUCCUUCUAAUAAUAGAGCCUCGGGCGAUAAUGUAUUGGGGGCCGCGUCCGCGGGGGACACGUGCGGGAAUCGUGCGCGAACGGAAUUGGGUUUCAAAUUGAAGCCUGACACUUUUGACGGGACGGUUCCGCUGCGGGAGUUCCUCUCUCAAUUUCUCCUAAUCGCGCGCGCGAACCUUUGGGACGACGCGUCGAAAUCUGUAGCUUUGGCCGCGAGUUUAAGGGGGGAAGCGCGAACAGUCUUAGAAUCGUUAGAGGACGUAGAGGUUUUUAGUUUUGAAGAAUUAAAAUCAAAGCUCGAGUUGCGUUUUGGGGAGGGAAUUCUUACUCAAAAUUCUUAUUCUCUUUUUACCAAUAGAAAACAAAAAUCUGGGGAAAGCCUGGCUGCUUUUGGAGCUGAGUUGGAAAGGCUUUCGCGUUUAGCAUAUCCGGAGUGUCCUUUUUCGGUGCGGGACAAGAUCGCAUGUUCGCAAUUUAUUUCCGCCGCAAAAUGUUACACGCACUCCCGAUUGAAAUAAAUUGUAACACCACUGAAAACUCACACGGCUCUUUAAUGUAACACAAAUACAAGAACACAGUGAUAGAAUUGCAAGAAAUACGUCCGAACAGUUUGACAGCUCGGAAUCUAGUCGCAAAGGCACUUGUUUGUAAAUAGCAGCCCGUCGUCAAGGAACGCCACGCGGCCUUCUCAGUAAUCGUACAGCAGCGCGGGCGUAACAAUAU